AUGGUUGAUUCAACCAUCAAAAUUCUCACCUUAGUCUCCUUUCUUGUCCUCAUUUCUCAAGGCUAUAGCAAAUGUUCAUUAAGUAAUCUCUCCAUAUACCAACGUCCAACCGGACAUCAAUUGAAGCAAUUUCCAGAAUAUCGUGUUGAUAUCAUCAACAGUUGCCCUAAUUGUGUUCAGAGGAAUGUGAAGAUAAAUUGCCCUAAUUUUGAAACAGUUGAAUUUGUAGACCCUUCAAUUUUCAAUGUUUCCGGCGAUGUUUGUCUUGUUAAUGGUGGUAAACCUAUUGUAACAAAUGUUAAUGUCACCUUUAAUUAUGCUUGGAGUAAUUCAUUUAUAUUAACUCCAAACUCAUCGAUUAUUAAUUGUUAA
Messenger RNA from Vicia faba (fava bean), 372 nucleotides. Lineage: Eukaryota; Viridiplantae; Streptophyta; Magnoliopsida; Fabales; Fabaceae. The record is from the annotation of a GenBank genome assembly.